Molecule: messenger RNA, 867 nt
Organism: Papaver somniferum (opium poppy)
Lineage: Eukaryota; Viridiplantae; Streptophyta; Magnoliopsida; Ranunculales; Papaveraceae
Exons: 4
Coding region: 166-636 (156 amino acids)
Molecular function (GO): protein binding
Source: RefSeq, a predicted model, not a curated record
ACCAAUUGAUGUUGAAAAAGGGUUUAAGCUUCAGAAAAAAAUAAAAAAGAAAAGAAAAAACUACUGAAAUCUGAAAAAUCCUCUUUUCUUCGAUUCAGAUUUAUUUCUCCCAUGAAAAACAGAUAACAUAAAAGAAUACUUCAACCAGGGAAAGGAUUUUGUUUUAUGGGAAAAUCACUUUCCUCUACAACUAGACUACAAGACUUCUCAAGAAUUACUAGACAAACUCUACACAAACACAAUUCAAGAAAUCAAAAAAAGCAAACUCCCAUGGGAGAAACAGCAAAAUUAGUCCCUGCUAAAGACUCAACUGAGAAAUUGAAGUUGAAACUAGAGAACCCAGACCAUCAGAAUAAUAGGAUUCCAUUGUCUGAUGUUGUUUCUGAUUGUGUAAAACGUUGGUUUCAUGAUACUCUUAAAGAAGCCAAAGCUGGUGAUAUUAGUAUGCAAGUUUUAGUUGGUCAGAUGUAUUAUAAUGGAUAUGGUGUUUCUAGAGAUCCCACUAAGGGAGGAGCAUGGAUCGCCAAAGCCUCGAGAAGUCGUUCUUCGGUGUGGAAAGUUUCCGAGAAGCGUCCAGGGUAUAAUGCAAGUGAUUCGGAUUCUACAGAUGAUAAUAAGGAGGAGGAUGUUGAGUAGAAUCAAAUUUGUUUGCAGAACUUCUAUAAUGAAAAAUGCCUCCAUGGAGCUGUGCCCCAUCGUUCAUGUUUAUACUUUCCUGUACGGCUCUACCACUGGAUGGAUCCUCAAAUUGUUUUCUUUCGCCUCCGUUAAUUUAUUUCCUUCCUGGACACAGAUCCAAAGUGUACAACUAUGUUUCAUAACUAAACUUAAGUGCCAUCUUAAGGGCAUCAUUGAUUUUUAAUCUUU